Messenger RNA from Symbiodinium necroappetens, 6615 nucleotides. The record is from the annotation of a GenBank genome assembly. NCBI's taxonomy places the organism in Eukaryota, Dinophyceae, Suessiales, Symbiodiniaceae.
AUGGCAGCCGUUCCUGCAGCGGACCAACCGGUCCCCGAUGAUGAAGCCGAUGAGGAAGAAGAAGAAGAGCCCUUCGACCUUUGGGCUGCAGCUGGCCAACAGGCUGGCGACGCGCCGAGUCCCACCGAUGCGGCGGAGUACCGGCAGUUCCUUCAGUUCUUGAAUCGCCGUGGCGGAGCCCGACGAGGCAGAGCUGAAGCUGACGACGAAGAUGACGACGACAAAGACAGCCGCAGCAACGCCGGGCCGCCACCUACGUGGGACGGAUCAACGCCGUUCCGAGACUACGUGAUCAGGGCUCGACUGUGGCUGGCGACGACGAAGACGAAGCCUCAGAGCCGCGGACCAAUGUUGCUUCGUAACCUCAGCGGAGUCCCCUUUGACGACAUGAAGUACUUGGCAAAGGACGAUAAAUGGAUGAAGUCCAAGGACAAUGGCGAGAAGCUGCUCAAGGUCAUGGACACCCGGGAGCUCUACGGUGACGACGAGCGGGAGGACAUGCUGAAUAGCCUGUUCAAGAUUACGUACGCCACAAGGCGGCAGAAGAACGAGGGCCACAAGGAGUUUUUCUCCCGUUGGGAAAUUGCCAUUCGGAAGCUGUCCGAGCAUAACAUCACCCUGCCCCCGGAGUACCUGGGCUUCUUGCUGACAAUGGCACUUCAGCUGAACCAGGAGGAGGUGAAGCUCCUCAUGAACUUUACCCAAGGGAAGCUCAGUCAGAAGGAUGUCAAGGAGUGGGUCAGAGUCCAUGAGACGAACCUGGACCUGCGGUCUACCACCAUGGCCAACGCGGCGGCCAAGACCAAGGUGACUGCGGCCCAUCACGUGGAGAGCUCCGACAUCUUCGCGGAGCCGGACCACGACUUCGAGAACGAGACCGAGGACGGCGGCAUCGAGGUGCUGCUGAAUGCCAUGGAGAACCUUGGAGACGACGCCCUCGAGGAGACCGAGGACGACGGGGCCAUCUUCGAUGAGGACGAGGCCCGAGAGAUCCUGUCUACGAUGGUCAAGGAGCAUGCAAAGAAGCGGACCUUUGCGGCUGUGAACGAAGCCAAGAAGCAGAAGAACUUGGCCAGAGGAUAUGGCUCUGGAGCCAGGCAAGUCUUUGGAAAAGGGUCUGGCAAAGGAGCGGGCAAGUCUGGCUUCAAGGGUGGUUUCGAAGGAUCCUACAAGGUCUCCAUCGAGGCGAUCAAGCGACGCACCAAGUGCGCCAAUUGCCAGCAGGUCGGGCACUGGCAUCGUGAAUGCCCCCAUCCUAACCGGAGGGCCAACAAGGGCGACAAGGAGCACACCACACAUCUCCUAGAGACCGGUGCUCACGAAGCCCACUUCCUCGGCUUCGAAGACUUUCUCCGCAUUAAGAAGGUCAUCGCCACGGAGUCCGACGAACAGAUGACGUAUGGCGGAGCUACCAGCAGUAGCUCCCACAGGCGACCAGUCGGACCGGCCUCGGUUUUGUCCGCGUAUAAGGAGCGACUGCCUGUUCAUGAUGUUUGGUUUCUUAGCAGGUCUUCACAACCUCUGCCGGACGAUGACGCAACAUGUGCUACUGUUGACACCGGCUGCCAGAGAUCUGCGGUAGGUAGCGAGACAUUGCAGAAGCUGCUGGAGCAUCAGCCCCCAGGCCUUCGAACCAUAGUCAAGAAUGAGGUUCAUCACUUCAAAUCCAUCAACGGCAUCAGUAAGACAGAUCAUGUGGCAUGCAUUCCAACAAGCUUGGGACCCAAGGGAUGUUUGCUGAGACCCGCGGUGUUUGAAGAUGAAGCUACCCGGAAGGCACCUUUCUUGCUAUCGCUGCCCUUCCUUCUUCACUGCCGUUCGGUUCUGCAUCUUGUGCUCUCAGGGUUCCGUUGCACAGGUUCACUAGAGGUAUGCAAGCCGAACUUAGCAAAGCCUUGGAACAACUUGAACCGGAACAUGAUGCUCAUCAACUUGAUAUCCCUUGUGAAGAUCGGCUCAGCAAGCCACCCUGUGCUUCCAUACCUCCACGUGAUCCCCGACCUCUCGAUCAUCUCCAUAAUGCCGGCCCAGAAGCGCUCCCGCACCCAGAAGAAGAAGCAGGACCUCACCGAGAGCGAGCUGGCCUGGAACCGCAUGGUCCUUCGGAUGAUCAUGUCGUGUAUCCAUGCGAUUUCCACAGCCAUCUUGUCGCACCUGGGUGUGCGAGGGCCGAAGCACAUCCUCAUCGACCAAGUGCUCGGGGAGCUGCCUCAACUGACAGGCAACGAGCUGCAUCAGCUGAACCACGCGGUGAAUCAGCACCUGGAGCGCCGGGCCCUCGAGCACACCAAGGACGAGCAGUGGGAUGCCCGCAAGGAGUGGAGCCGACAGACGACUCCGGACGCCGAGAUGGAGGGACCAGGCGAGACCGAGUUCAUACUGGUGGAGCACCCGGUGGCGACUCAGAGCGUGGUCGAGAACAACCGGGCGACGAUCCGAUGCUUCUGCAACCAACCGACCGUGGUGUUGCAGACGCGGAAGGAGGGGCGAAACCAAGGAAGGCUGUUUCGCCGGUGUCCUCUCUGGAGGAACACAUCGACCCGCUGCACCUUUUUCAGCUGGUUGGAGCACCAACCCUACUGGCAGCCGAGCCCGGAGAAUGUGGGCCACUACCCGGGCAUGGCCUCUGCCCGGAGCUCCGACGAGAUCCCGCCUCCGGUGAACUACCCGAGGGCGCCACAGCCAUCACCGACGACACCAGUGAUGUCCGAGAUCAGCCUGGAAUCCGGCUUCACCCUGAUGAGCGUGGAGUGCCAGCACAAGACGACCACCUACGCCGGAUCCAAUGCCUUCGUGAGACAGGUCAAGUGCCGAGAUUGCGGCAAGAUCUUGAAGAAGGAGAAGUGCUCACCAGGGCCCAGGCAGGUGCCGGCGGAGCAAGAACAUCAAUCGCCGACGUCUCCCUCGUCGUUUCUUCGCAGUCCGAGCGGGACAUCUCCAGUGGACUACGACCCGGCGAGGCCGCGGGGACCACCGCCGCCACAGCCGGUGGGUCCACCACCGCAGGCGGCACGCAAUCCGAAGGGCAACAAGGGCCAGAACAGCUCGAGCUCAUCUCACGAGAUGCAGGAGAAGAGCGACUGGGACGAGUACAGGGAGUUCAAGAAGUGGCAGGCACUCAAGAACGGUCAUGAUCUGCUGAAGCGUUCCGUGCAGCACUCUGUUCUGACAUACAUCAAGCAAGAGCGUCCACUUGUGGUGGUAUCUCCGCCGUGCGAGGCAUUCAGUGUGCUCAACAGGUUGUUAGACAACUUCCGGAAGACCAAUGUAGCAGCGAUGAAAAGACAUCUUGCUAAGCUGAAGCAGGGCAAGAUCCUCCUUAACUUCGCAAUGCAGGUGUGCCAAGUUUGUCAUGAUCAGGGUUCCACCUUUGUGUUUGAGCAUCCCCGUGGCGCCUCUUCAUGGAAGAUGCCUUCUGUGCAACGGCUGCUACGCCAAGCUGGUGUGAUUCUCGCCUUGGCGGACCAAUGCGUCUUCGGGCUGACUGACCGGCAGGGCCAGCUGCACAAGAAGCCGACCGGGUUCGUGACGAACAACAAGUUGGUCGGCGAGGCCUUGGCCAAGCGAUGUGGCCGGGACCACAACCAUGCCUGGAUCUGGGGGAGCAAGGCGAUUUCAAAAAGGGCCCAGAACUAUCCACCGAAGCUGGUGGAUGCCAUCCUGGAGAGCUACUCCAGGUCCAUUGGCAAGGCACCUCAAGAGGUGCAAGUGCAAACCUCGGGCAAGAUCCUGUCCGAGGACCUCCGGCAUGAUGCCAACUACUUCGCUCCACUCGAGCUGGAGGAGAUCGAGGAGAACUUUGAAAAUCCAGUGGCCGAGGUGAUGGUCGGGGAAGCCGACGAGCCAGAGCCGCCGGAAGUUCUCGAGGAGAUCAAACCGGAAGCCUUGGGAGUAACCCAAGACCUGGUGGUGGAAAGCGGUUGGAAACCAGUUCCAAUGACUAAGCGGUGGCUCUAUGUGGGAGAGAACGAGCCGGAGGUAGCGGUGCCUACGGCGGACAAUGAAGCACGGAAGUUGCCAUGGAGAUCUACAUGGACCAGAGCGGGAGGACGAUGGGUCGUUCUCGAAGACGAGAUCCGAUGGCAAGAUCUGGGACAAGCUCCACGCUUGGAGCCCAACACGAGCUACAUCAGCGUCUACCAGCAGCGGCUGGAUGACAAGGCCGACAAGAAGAUGCGGCACUUCCCAGGCAUGGCGAAGGUUACUCUAGAGCGGAUGAUCCGGAGGGCCCAUGAAGGUCUUGGGCAUCCUGAACAUGGACGGUUCAUGCGAAUACUUCGUCAGUCUAACGCCUCCGAAGAAGUUCUUGAUGCUGCUCAGCAGUUUCAAUGUGCCACUUGUCAGGCAUAUCGACUUCCAGAAGCUGUUCGGAAAGGUGCGCCGCCUAAGGAAGAGCUGUACAUCAAUGAAAAGGUAGGUGUUGACACAGUUCAUCUUCGUGAUCACAACAACGAUGCGGUUCCCUCGCUCAACAUAAUUGAUUUCCAUACUCACUUUCAGCUCGUGAUUCCAAUGGCUGCUGAAUCCGCAAGUGAAGUUCGCAAGGCAUAUAGACAAUGGAUCCGCUUUUUCGGGGUUCCCCGCAAGGUCCUGUUUGAUCUUGGGACGGAGUUUAAGGCCGAAUUCCGUCGCCAGGUUGAAAACGACGGCAGCGAAGCGCUGCCGAGUUCGCUGGAAACUCCGACCCAGCGAGGCCUGACUGAAAGAGCCGGCGGUGUUUUCAAGGAUAUCCUCUAUAAGUCCAUGAUCGACUACCAUUGUCAAAGCCGAGAGGAGUGGAAGGAGCUCGUUGACAUUGCAUGCAUGACCCGCAACCGCUUGCUUCUUCGAGGUGGGUAUUCACCGAUCCAACGAGUCAUCGGUUACACCCCUCGUCUACCAGGCGGACUGCUCACAGGUGGAGCAGACGAUCACACACAUGCAGCUAGGAUGGUAGUCGGGGAUAGAGAGGUGGUUCGUUCCAUGAAGAUGCGAAAGGCUGCCGCGGUUGCAUUUCAUGCGGCAGAUUGUGACCAAGCAUUGCGUGCUGCUACUUUAGCCGGGCCCCGGAAGGUGUUCGACUUUGAAGUUGGCCAGUUGGUCUACUUCUGGCGCCGAGGACUCUUUGACGCCGACAACGACAUCGAGCUCAACGACCAGAUCGCUUCAGAGGAACAGGGUGCUGGUGUGGGCUUGGGUUCGUCUUCAGGGUUAAAGAGGGAAGCCGAAGAGCAUCUUGAUCCUCCCGGGAAGCGCAGCCGCAUGCACCUGAUUGAAACAUACCAUCUUCAUCUUCAGGGGCUUGCCAAGCAGAGACAGAAGAAGGAGUCCAAGGCCAGCGACUUCAAGGGUGUCGAUUAUGAACGACUUCAGACGGCUAUUCUCAAGGAGAUCAACAAUAAUCUAGGGACUCAAGCGUAUGAAAUUCUGAGCCGUGAAGCCUCUCAGCACAUUGAGCAGACCAAGCCGGAGAAGAUAAUGGAAUCGCGCUAUGUGAUUACCAAGAAACCCUUGGAGCCUGCUGAGGUGAGCAAGGCCGAGAGCGAAGGUGUUCUUCUGGAGGUGAAGGAUCUGAUCGAAGCGAACCGGAUCAGCGAGGAGGCCCGGAAGCACAGUGACCUCGGAAUAAGGGUUAUGCCGAUCCCGAUCGAGGAUCUUCGGGUGUCAGUGGUGACGGACGCGGCGUGGGGGAACGCCAAGGAGCAGCCUUGGAUCGAGGACAGCCCAGACGACUACUGGGAAGAACAGGUGGACGGCUGGAUCCGUCACCAUGUGCAACCCCGGCGGACAACGUUCCAUCCAGGAGCUGCGCCGGCCGGACCUGAUCUACAUGAUCUGACAGAGUACCGCACCAUUGUCAAGUUUGACACGGCAGCGGACGGGACGAUGCGGAAGGAGGUCAUCGAAGACAAAUGGUCGGAUGCUAACGGCAUCCGAGUGGUCCAAGACGGAACUUGGACCGGGAGCAGCUACUUCCAGAAGUCCAAGAAGGAGAAGCUGGCAGCGAGCAAGGUGCACUCAAGUCUGAGCCAGCUGCUGAAUCUCAGCAGCCAAGGAGGUCAAAUCGUGAUCUACCACGACCGUCGUCUUUCGGAGACAGAGACGCCGGCCAUGACGACCGUAGCAUCUUGGAAAAGCUACCGUCUCAAGAGGAAGACGGUGGACACCUUGGCGGCUGAGGGUCAAGCCUUGCAAGGAGGCUUGGGCGCGGUGCAUUGGCACCGCCUUCUCUUCAUGGAGGCCCUCUUCGGUGACCUUUCGGUGACUGAUUGGAGGGCAGUGGCAGGACGACUACCCUUCCUCGCAGCUGUAGAUUCCAAAUCUUUAUAUGAUGCCGUUAACAAGUGUGCCUGUACAGCGUCAUACGUGAGCGACAAGCGGACUGCCAUUGAUCUGGCAGUCAUCAAGGCGGAUCUUGCAGAGACCAGCGGAAAAAUCCGCUGGAUUGACACGAGAUCGAUGUUAUCAGAUCCGCUUACCAAGCAACACCCGGGGACAUAUCUGAGAUAUGUUCUCCGCCAUGGUUUUUGGUCUGUGAUGGAAGAGGGACAUGCUUUGCAAGCCAAAGCAUUAGAACGGGAGGCCAGAAGAGCCAAUGAGAACCUCUUUCUUACGAUUUGGGAAUCUAGAGUGUGA